UUUAUUCAUGUUUGUUUUUGAUGGGUAUGUUAGUCAAGAUCCACUCUUCUAAUGUUAAUAUACGAGCGGAUAUCGAUCCUACUUCUAAUUACAGCCAAUGUUCUGUACAGCCUAGCCUGUUUCAGUCAUUCGUGGUUCCAAUUACCUGAUGUGUCCUAUGGUUUGUGGGUAGCAAGAUACUGCGAUUACCUGUCGUGCCAAAUUAUUCCAGCAUUCUUUACGGAGGAACCAGUAUGGUACCACGUUCUUCAAGCUUUGGGUCUUUUUGGUUGGUCUGGGAUGGUAGGUUCAUUGAUUCUUCUUACCUCUAAGAAGUUUGAUACCAGCAUCCCAAAAUCAUGGAAAUACCAUAAACAGCUGACUGUGUCUGCACUUUGUAUUAUAUCAGUGUUUGUUAUAUCCCUGUGUUUGGUAAUGUUUUAUGGUAAGCUGGACGAAUCCCAUACGUCUGUCAGCCCAAAGAUCCAGUGGUCAGCUUUCUUAGCAGCUGCAGCGUGCAUUCUACAGUUUUGUGCAGGCCUCUUACUCACUCAAGUGUAACAUAAAAUAAAAAUGAAAGUAAAAACCAAAAACAUUUUUAUGUUCUAGGUGAAUUGAUAGUAUUUGUGUUCUUCCUAAAAUGAAAGGGUGUAAAUAAAUCCCCAUGUCUCUCUACAUCUGUAUA
This is a messenger RNA of Saccostrea echinata, 664 nucleotides long. RefSeq lists its product as uncharacterized. NCBI's taxonomy places the organism in Eukaryota, Metazoa, Mollusca, Bivalvia, Ostreida, Ostreidae. The transcript is spliced from 3 exons. The record is from RefSeq and is a predicted model, not a curated record. Bases 52 to 540 code for a protein of 162 amino acids.